GUUGGUUUAUGUUAUGAUAUAUUAAUGUUGUUUCUAUAUUUUGCAGGCUGUUGCUAUGGGCAACCUACUUAUGCGCCAUAGCGCUAAUACGAGAACAAUUACUUUAAUUUUUGUUGGGUUAAGUUAUUUAUUUAUCGGGGCAGGCGUGUUUAGUGCAAUUGAACGAGAACAUGAAAUUAAAAGCGGGAAAGAACUUUUUGCACGAGAGAAAUACUUUAAAGAACUUUAUAACAUAAGCGACGUCGACUACGAUAACAUGAGCCACAUGAUUAUGGAACUACAACCUCACAAAGCCGGUGUGCAGUGGAGUUUUGUGGGGGCGUUGUACUUUGCUAUUACUGUUGUUACUACGAUUGGGUACGGUCACGCGGUGCCGCAAACAACAAUGGGAAAGAUGACGUGUAUAGCGUACGCUGUGAUCGGCAUCCCGCUAUGCUUGGUUAUGUUCCAGGCCAUGGGUGAACGGAUGAAUAAUUCUGCCAAGUCGCUCCUCAAAACAACAGGACAUAAACUUGGGUUCAAGUUCGAUGAGGUAUCCCACAAAUGCUUGAUACCGUUCGGAAUUCUUAGUUGUUGCGUCACAGUGGUGGUUGGUUCUUCCGUGUUCUCGUAUUUCGAGGGGUGGUCUUACACUAACAGUGUCUAUUAUUGCGUCAUGACUUUAUCGACAAUUGGUUUUGGGGAUUACGUAGCCAUGCAGGUGGACGGAGCUUUGCAGCAGAAACCUCAGUACGUCGCGUUCAGUUUCGUUUACAUUCUCAUUGGGCUGACGGUGAUCGGGGCUUUCCUAAACCUCGUCAUACUGAGAAUGAUUGUGACGUUGCCUGUGACGCCUGACGGUUCCACAACUGGGGAAUCACCCAAACAGGAUGAUAACGUUUUCUCAAGCGACGAAAAUUCGGAUCAAGAUUUUCGCGGGCGGGAACUUAGACGGAAGUUACGUAGACGACGGAAGAAGCGAUCGCGUCAUAGUCUUGCGACGUCGAGAUCGGACUGGAAACGAUUGUUGUGUUUCGCGAAAUCGCGUUCCCUCGAAGAAGUCGAAGAAGAAAGUUCAAUAGUUCAACCGGAAGUGACGAGUUCCGAUGACGAUCCACUUCCGGAAAGGCGGAGGCGAACGUUUCCGGCUGUAACACGGUUGACGCGAUGCACGAGAUGCAAGUGUAAGGUGAGGAAAAGUAACAUCAUCAAUCAUCAUCGUUCCGUGGAUGACGUCACCGACUGUCAGAUGACGUCAUCGGAGAACAAGUUUACGGAAGCGGGCACGGUUGGGAACGGAAUUCGAGAAAAAGAAAACACGGCAAAAGGUGGAAGUUGUAAUGGGGGUUUGCGGAAUGGGAAAGAAGAAAUGACGGAAUCAACGGAAAGCGAAAAUCCGCAGAACUGUGUGCGGAGGUCGUUGUUAUUGUCGGCUCCCAACCCCAGGGUGAGGUCGAUGUCAGACGACAGUGGUUACUCUGGUAAUCAAUCAACCGUGUGGACGGAAACCGAAAAGCGUCAUUUCCGUAAACAAGAUGGCGAGGAUUUUAACCGGGGAGGAAAUAAUAUCGAUUCCGUGAAUUCCGUGUGCGGGACUUUAGACGAUUAUCGGUUUGCCCACCAACACAACAGGCUUGUCCCAGGUAAGGAACCCCAUUACAGAUUAAGAAGUCGCGCGACGUCGCCAUUAUUCGAUCUGGAUCGCGGUUCGGUUGUUUACUACACAAAGAACGAAGCGGUGUGUAGUUACGUCACAAUACACGACCGAAACUCAAAAUCUUCCGGCGACGAAAAAUCGACCAACGAAAAAUCGGGAGACGAGUCGUAUAAGAAGAAAAUGAUGUCACCUGACGUCAUGAAGCCCCCAUUAUUACGUCAGAAGUGCGUCAUCGCCCCCACAAUCGUCAUCACCCCGCAUUCUCCAAUGUUAAGCCGAACACCUAACGAGACGAGCACGGAGACUUACGCUUCUUUCCUAAGCGACAGCGACAUGGAGGAUAGAGCGUCAUCAUGCUGUACAGAAGUGACGAGAGCUUAUGACGUCACGCCUGCGUCACAACUAGACACUGUGGCGUCAGAAACCGAGCUGUCACCCUCUGACCAACCAGCACCCCAGAGCCCCCCACCCAACAUAGAAAUCGAAGAACAAUCAGAUAACAACGGGCACGACAAUGAACAAUGGUUCGCCAUGGAUUCUAGAAUGUUGAAACAAACAAAUGAAUCGAAGGUUGUGGAACAUAGAAGCGGAAGUGUCGCGAAACUGAACAAACGAACAAUUGGAAACAGGAAACGUCUAUCCUCGGGUUGCGGCAAACUAUUUCCUCGGUGGCGACGACGAUGGUCCAGACUCUCGCGGAAGAACACUAAAAAUUCAGAAACUCCCCAAAAAAGUAACAAUGCGAAUCGUCCGCGGCCCUAUGACGUCACAAUACGUGAAAACCUCUGUCAUUGUGAAUGUCAUCGGUUCUCUCUCCCCCUCAUGCGGAAGGAAAUCCAGGAAUCCUACAACCGCAAGGCGGCGCCACGGAAAACAGAAAGUCUGGACAUUGAAAAUUCUCGGCUUCGGGGAUUAACCCUUUCCCAAGUAGCAAUGACGUCAUGUUCCAAAGCUUCCUUCGAUGAUUUUGAUUCGUUGUCGUUUACGUCAAGUAUGACGUCACUACCGGCAAAAGUCGAGACGAGACGAAACAAGCGCGAUAUUAAUAAUGCUUAUUGUUACGUCACAGGGCGCGAUUCAUGUUGUUAAUGACGUCACAAGGAUUGCAGAAGUUUAUUUGUAAAGAAAUAAUCGCUAGACUUUUAUUGUUACGUCACAAUCAACACGUCAUCUAUUGCACGCGUUUAAUACAAAGGUUGAAACAAUAGGCACUAUGACGUAUACAUGGAACUGCAAGUGACG
Molecule: messenger RNA, 2878 nt
Organism: Ciona intestinalis (vase tunicate)
Lineage: Eukaryota; Metazoa; Chordata; Ascidiacea; Phlebobranchia; Cionidae
Source: RefSeq, a predicted model, not a curated record